GAAAGGAAAACCAUCUUGCAAAGUAAGUGUCAGCUUCACAGAUACCAUAUCUGCGGUAAGGAUGUCAACCGCGACACAUGCUCGUAGCAGGCGUAGUAAAUUUCAGCCACACCUGUCUGUUGCAAAGCUGUCUACUGCGCCACAUGCUAGUUGUAAACUUCAGCUUUACAAAUGCCACACUUUUUAGACGUCUUCAGCCAGGCAACACAUACUAGUAGGAAAUGUCAGCUUUACAGAUGCCACACCAGUGUGACAUCUCUUGGAGUCAGAGUCCGCUGAUGAGCUUCGGGGCAAGUUUUGUGAGCUUCCUGAAUGCCAUGAUGACAUUCGAGGAGGAGAAGAUGCAGACGGCGUGCGACGACCUGAAGACCACCGAGAAGCUUUGUGAGAGUGACAGCGUCGGCGUGCUGGAGACCAUCAGGAAUAAGAUCAAGAAGAGCGUCAGUAUGGACUCCCAGAGGUCUGGUGUGGUGGUGGUGGACCGCCUGCAGAGACAGAUCAUUGUGGCUGACUGUCAGGUUUACUUGGCUGUGCUCUCCUUUGUCAAGCAGGAACUCUCAGCGUACAUCAAAGGUGGCUGGAUCCUCCGCAAGGCGUGGAAGAUGUAUAACAAAUGUCACAGUGACAUCAGCCAGCUGCAGGCCGCCUGCCAGCAGACCACCACAGAGACCACCACCCCCGACAACGCCAACCACAAUGAAGCGGAGAGCGGCGUAACGUCCGAGGCCUUGGACCGCCUGAAGGGCUCGGUGAGCUUCGGUUAUGGCCUGUUCCACCUGUGCAUCUCCAUGGUGCCCCCGCACCUCCUCAAAAUUAUCAACCUCCUGGGCUUCCCCGGAGACCGCCUCCAAGGCCUUGCUGCCCUCGCCUAUGCCAGCGAGAGCAAGGACAUGAAGGCACCCCUAGCUACGUUGGCUCUCCUGUGGUACCACACAGUCGUGCUGCCAUUCUUCGCGCUAGACGGGUGUGAUUCUCACGCCGGCCUGACGGAGGCCAAAGAGAUCCUGCACAGGAAGUCACUGGUCUACCCAAACUCCUCCCUCUUCAUCUUCUUCAAGGGGCGCAUCCACAGGCUGGAGUGUCACAUCAACAGCGCUCUGGCCUGCUUCAACGAUGCACUGGAACUGGCUUCCGACCAAAGAGAGAUCCAGCAUGUGUGUCUGUACGAGAUCGGCUGGUGCAGCAUGAUCGAGAUGAACUUCGAAGACGCUCACCAGUCCUUCGAGAGGCUGAAGAACGAAUCAAGAUGGUCUCAGUGCUAUUACGCGUACUUGACCGGAGUGUGUCAGGGAGCCUCGGGCGACCUGGACGGCGCCAGCGGUGUCUUCAAAGAUGUGCAGAAGCUGUUCAAAAGGAAGAACAACCAGAUCGAGCAGUUUGCUGUCAAACGGGCUGAGCGUUUGAGGAAGAUCUCUCCCAGCAGAGAGCUCUGCAUUUUGGGUGUCAUUGAGGUGCUGUACCUGUGGAAAGCACUUCCCAACUGCUCCUCAUCCAAGCUGCAGGUCAUGAACCAAGUGUUGCAGCGUCUCGACGAGGCUUCUUGCCGCGGCCUGAAACAUCUCCUGCUGGGCGCCGUCCACAAGUGUCACGGCAACACCAGAGAUGCCGUCCAGUCCUUCCAGAUGGCGGCCAGAGACGAGUACGGGCGUCACACAAAUUCGUAUGUUCAGCCAUACGCCGUCUACGAGCUGGGCUGCACGCUGCUCGCCAAACCCGAGACAGUGGGUAAGGGCAGAUCGUUCCUUCUUCAAGCAAAGGAGGAUUUCACGGGCUACGACUUUGAGAACAGGCUUCACGUGCGCAUCCAUUCGGCGUUAGCCUCUCUGAAGGAACUAGUGCCUCAGUGACUCCGGAGGGGAAACCUUUUUACACCAUCUUGUAACCCGCUGACCGGGACUCUUAAGGAGAACCUCCAGACCCGAUGUAAACGAUUCUGGGGGAAAAAAUACACUCGUUUACGUAGUGUACGAUUUUAAGAUGUCGGGUGCCGGAUGCAGGAAAAUUAAGUCUGCGCGGAUAUUUGUCCCACUUGCCACAAAUGGUGCCACGUUUUGACAGGAUUUUUCUCUGUGUAAAAAUACGUUCACCCGCAGUAUGAUUUAGCAAAUCACAAGAUAUUUGUCACAGAUAUUUGUCCCAUCAAAUAGGAUUUUAACUGAAUUUUUGUCACACACAACAGUUUUUUUAAAAUAGUUUUAACAACAUUUUUGUCUGUGUAAACACGCAUUCGCCGACUGUAAAAUUUGCUUUCGCUAAUCACUAGCACCGACAGUGUACAACAAUAAGACAUAAGGUGCCUAAUGCAGGAAAUUUAAGUCACCGCAUACACAGAUUUGUCCCAUUCGCAACAAAUGUCUACAUGCAGCGUCUUUUAAAAACAGUUUUAACAAAAUCUUUGUCAGUGUAAAAUUUUUAAGUAUGAGUCAGCCUAUCUGGUGCUGCCUUUAUUUCUGUUUACUACAUGCCAUUGUCCAGUAAAAAACAGAUACUGUAUCUCCAGUUUCUUUGUGUUUUUUUCCUUUCAUUUGGUGCAUGAAGAAUUGUUUUUAUUUGUAUUAUUUUGUUUUUUGGCUAAAAAAAAUUUCUACUUGUGAAAUUUGGAGUUUGUUUGUCGGACAGCGACGAUAUGCUAGUAUAUUUAAAAUAAUCACGUUUGUCAUUGAGAGAUGUGGAAUAUGUCUGUUUAAUUACAAUCAUUCAUGUAUCAUAAGGGUAGGUUUGAUUUACGACGCACAAUCGUAACCUUAUUAAAUAACAAAUGCCACCGUUGAAGAAAAUGCGUGGGCGAAGGCCAAAAUGUAUUGAAAAUUAUUAUUAUUAUUUUUUAAAAUCCCUGUUUGUGGCGAGCCAAGACUGCCUUCAUAAAAAAAAUUAUUAAACCCUAAGAUGUCAUAAUUUCAACACAAACGAAGCCAAAGUGUUUUUGUUGCCAGAAGCUAACAAGCUAGCUAGCUGAGUCCGCAAUGUUUCGCGGUCAGCUCGCUAAUUUGAUUCAGCUAACUGAUUCAAUUAACUCAAACUGAAUCACUCGAGGGCACGGUGUUUCCGAUGAGUCUGCUUACUUGAGUCAGUGAAUCAAUACGACCGAAUCACCCGAGUCCGCUGACUGGAGUCAGUCAACCAAUACAACUGAAUAAAUGGAGUCCGAUACAACCAACAGAGGACUCAUUGGAUCCGGUUUAAUGGAGACCUCAGACUGGAGAUUUUUGAUACAGUCCUAAGUUUUUGACUCAUGAACACUGUAUUUUAUUUGAUCGUGCUCUAUGCAUGACACAGCAGGUACAUGAAAGUGACUCUUCCGUCCUAAACGUACCGCGUGUCCAAAUAAAGCAAAUCUGAAUUGAAAGGUGCUGGUAAAUAAUCUUUAAUUUGCAUAGUCUCUUGAUGGCGAUCAUUGCCACUGACUUAAACCAAGUGUCAUCCUGAACUCUUGCGCAUCUACUUUAAUUAAACUCAAAUUUAAAAAAAAUAAAAAAUUAAAAAAAAAAGCCAUUUUAGUGAGGCUAAUGUAAGAAAUUGUGUUAUUUAUUGUGUUUGUUUUUCCUCCCCUCUUUGUCGUGUGAUGAACGUGGAGGUGUGCGAGUGUUCCGUGUGUCCAGUAACGUUUACAUCUACAUUUGAGUCCAAAUGUCACAAAAAUCCUACAAUAAACUCUUUUCCCUCAAUCCGGACAA
Phyllopteryx taeniolatus (common seadragon) is the source of this 3674-nucleotide messenger RNA. RefSeq names its product tetratricopeptide repeat protein 39C-like. Gene Ontology annotation, biological process: otolith morphogenesis; cilium assembly. The coding region runs from base 222 to 1847 and encodes 541 amino acids. Lineage: Eukaryota; Metazoa; Chordata; Actinopteri; Syngnathiformes; Syngnathidae. Gene Ontology annotation, molecular function: protein binding. The transcript has 14 exons. The record is from RefSeq and is a predicted model, not a curated record.